Molecule: messenger RNA, 1678 nt
Organism: Chironomus riparius
Lineage: Eukaryota; Metazoa; Arthropoda; Insecta; Diptera; Chironomidae
Source: the annotation of a GenBank genome assembly
CAACAACCUUACAAAAACCUACGAGCCCCUCAAAAUUAAAAGAAAUUUUUAUAAUUAACUAAAGCCCGGAAUUAGAGUGAUUAAUUAGUGAAAAAGUCAUCUAUUUAAUAAGAUAAGUGCUUAAUUUUCACGUUCAUUAUUUUGAUUAUACAAAAUGCGAUCUGUUGUGUGUGAUUCUGCAGCUGAAGAUCUAUUAGCUAGUUAUGGAAAGACUAAUAAGUUGGCAGUAGGGUUACUAAUCGGUCAAAUUGUUGAAAAUGGAAAGGAUUUUAUUGUACAUUUGGCUAAAACACCACAUUCCGAACAAAAUAAGAUAGAAGAAACAACAGAAGAGUUGUCAAAUAUAGCCGAUAUAAAGAAUAGUCUGGUCGCUGAACAUGCCUUAAAUGCAAUACGAAUGAUUGUGGGUGGAUUUAAUAUUUUGGGACUUUUUGUCGUUUCUGAAGCUAAUAUAAUGAGUGAUAAUUCAGCACUCCAGAAGCUAAAGACUGUUUUAAUGGAUAUAAAGAGUACACUAGAUUCUAAUGGGAUUCUCUAUGCAAAUACUGAUGAACAAGACAAUGGAGAUAAGCUUGUUCUAAACUACAUUACUAGCCAUAAGAAUUACAUCUGUAAGACAAUCUCGACAGAUCCAUCGAAAGCAACAUCACCAAGUCCCGUUGAUUUUAAAUUUGUCUCGAAAGGAAUCGACUGGUAUGAGUUUGAGACAAUUUAUGAAAUUGACACUGCAUUUCCAUUGUUACACUCAAAUAAUCAUUUUGAUACUGAAAAGUAUAUAAUGGCAACUAUUGAUGAUAUUGCUGGAAAUUUAGCAAAAAGCAUCAUGUUCUUUAAUGGCGAUCCACAAUCAAUAGACACGACUGUUGAGAAAUUUAUUAAAGACGGAAGUGGAGAUUCAUCAAAAGUCAAAGUUACUAUUUAUAGCGAAGCUUUUCAGGCACCACUAACUGCAAGCAAGAAUGGAAUUUUGACUCCACACGAAUCAUUAGUCUACUAUACAGGAAUUGUAGCAUCGAGAAUCUAUGGCUCACCUAGAUCGACAAUAGCUGAAAUAGAAAAGUUCAUUCUAAACGACAUAAUUCGAUCAAUUACGACAAGACUUCAAAUCUAUUAUGAUGCUUUGCUUGCAAAUGAUGAUGGUGGAAAUGAUAAUGAUGAAGAUCAGGAUGUUAAUAGCACAAUUCCACCGCGACGAGUCUUCUUUCAUCCUGUAAAUUCACCAAUUUCGUUUUGUGACUAUUUAUUCCAAAAUGAGAAUGAAGAAACGACUGUUAAACAAUCAAUGGAUAUUCUAGGUGUUGAUUUAGAUUCAUCUGAUGUUGAUAUUAGUGCUGAAGCUGUUGCACAAUUGAAAGUACUGGAAAAAUGUGACUCGCCUGGAAUUUGUGAAGAAACUGUCAACUUAACAACUAAUGACUCUGGAAAAUUGAUUUUAAUUUUGGGAAUUAUUGGAUUAGUUAUAGCUCUAAUUGUUUCUGUUGCAUUGCACUUCCUACUCAAAUGAAUUCCUACUUAUGAAGUACUUUUUUGGCACGUCUUGUUAUAAACAAGAACCAUUGAAUUUUUAUGAAGAUUGUUACUAAAAAUGAAAAACUGAAAUAUUUUUCUAUAGAUUUUAUGCAUACUUAUCAGCUUAUUAAACUUCGUACUAAAAUGAAUAAAAAUGAACGAAAAGCUU